CUGGUCCCCUGUUUGAAUGAGACGCCUCCUGCUCUCACUCAGGCAAACCCGGCGCACCAUCCGCAUUCAUCGCAUCCACACUCACGCUGCGCACAGUUCAGCUUCCGUUGUUCCCCCUUCCCUUCUCCGAGCCUUGUUUCUGCACCGCUGCGGUAACCCACUUGUGUUCUUUUUAAAAAAAAUUUGGAUUCCCCUGGCGAUGUGUUAACCCCCGGGCUCUCCCGAGUUACUGCACAUCAAUGGAUUGGAUACUUCCAAAAGAGGGGAGUGUAAGAUUAUACUAAUGCAGAGUUCCAGAUACUCAUACUGUCACAAUCAAGACCAAUAUCCAUCCCUCAAAUGCAGCACAAAUCCAGCACUUCUGAGAAGGAGCGGCUGAUUUAAAAAGCCGGUUGAGAGCAGCGAGCUAACCAGACCUUCGAGGUUGGAGGAGGCGAGGCAGGAUCCAGGACGUCACGGACCGAUUGCAGGGAAUCCUCAAGAGUGAAGGUGAACAUCCAGAAGUGGUGGUGCAUGUUGGCACAUAUGACAUGGGGAAGAAGAGGAAAGACAUUCUACAGCGUGACUUCAGAGAACUCGGAAGAAGGCUGAAAAGCAGGACUUCCAGGGUGGUUAUCUCCGGUUUGCUUCCAGUUGCUGGAGUGGUCAAGAACAGGGAGAUAAUGGAUCUGAAUGUGUGGCUGAGGAACUGGUGCAGGAAGCAAGGAUUUACAUUCUUGGACCACUGGGGUAUGUUUCGGGACAAUGAAGUUAUGCUUCAUAAUAUGUGUGGCCAACAAUAUGUAAUGAAGAUUAUUAUCAUCAAGAUUUCCUGCACUCCAUUGCGUCCAAUGGCAAAGAAUAUUUAUUUCAUUAGAAUAUUGAUUAUAUACCAGCUUUAAAAUCAUUGUUAGUGCAUGGAUGUAGUAACUUCCAAUUACAGGCAGAAGUAAAUGAGCGACACUUUCACAAUGAUUGAAUGCAACAAUACACUUUUGGAGAGAUGCAUCCCUGAGUUUUUAAAUGUGACAAAUCCGAUUGCGAAUUCAAGCAAGACAAAUCCUCCCAUCUUCAUAAGGAUAAUGCUUGCAAUAGUGAUGAUGUCAAUGAUUGCAAUUGGCCUCCUUGGCAAUGCAAUAGUGUGUUUAAUUGUGUACCAGAAGCCUGCAAUGCGCUCGGCAAUCAACCUGCUCUUGGCCACCCUUGCGUUUUCUGACAUUAUGCUAUCUUUGAUGUGCAUGCCUUUUACCACAGUCACCAUUUUAACAGCUGAGUGGAUCUUUGGAGGUUAUUUUUGCCGGGUUUCUGCUAUGUUUUACUGGUUCUUUGGCUUAGAAGGUGUGGCAAUUCUUCUGAUAAUCAGUGUUGACCGUUACUUAAUCAUUGUGCGACGACAAGACAAACUAAAUACUUACCGUGCGAAAAUAAUGAUCGUCAUUUCAUGGACCAUCUCCUUCUGUAUCUCCUUUCCAUCUGUGAUUGGCUGGACUGCAGUGGAGGUACCUACCCGGGCACCCCAGUGUGUCCUAGGAUACACAGAGAUGGGUGCUGACCGGGUUUAUGCCUUGCUCUUGCUGGUGACGAUCUUCUUCAUCCCUUUCAGUGUGAUGCUGUAUUCUUACCUCUGCAUUCUGAACACAGUGCGAAGGAAUGCAGUGCAGAUCCACAACCAUGCAGAUAAUCUCUGCUUAAAUCAAGUAAGCAAGCUUGGAUUAAUGGGUUUACAGCGACCUCAUCAAAUAAACAUUGAUAUGAGCUUCAAAACGCGAGCCUUCACAACUAUUUUAAUCCUCUUCAUUGGCUUUUCAUUCUGCUGGUUGCCAUACACUGUGUUUAGUCUCCUUUCUGUUUUCAGCAAGAACUUUUAUCACAGUCACUCCUUCUAUACCAUUAGCAUCUGGGUCUUAUGGCUAACUUACCUGAAGUCAGUCUUCAAUCCCAUCAUCUACUGUUGGCGCAUCAAGAAAUUCCGGGAAUCCUGUGUUGAAUUCAUGCCAAAAACGUUCAAAAUCCUACCAAAGUUGCCAGGAAGGACAAAACGAAGAAUCCGUCCCAGUACCGUUUAUAUUUGCAAUGAUCAUCAGUCAGCUGUCUAAAGUAAAUCUUUUUUCAAUAUGUCUUUAGCAAAUAUGAUAAAGUAGAAUAUUUUCCUGUUAUGUACACUUGACAUUUAUUGUAUAAAAACCUGUUCCUAUGAGGACUGGUUGCCACUAUAUUGUAAUUUAUUAAUACUGAUUAACUAUUUGUCAGUGUUCACAAUUAAUGUUAAUAUAAUGACUCUUCUGGUUUUUGUUUAACUCCAUUAGUACCAUUGUGAAAGAUUUUCAAAAAUAUUUUCAUGAAAUAGACUUGAGGUUUUCAGGAUUUUACAUUGAGUAGCUGUGGUAAAAUAACAUUAUGGAUCAGCAUCUCCUCUGCAAAGCACAUGAUUAUUUAUACUUGCUUAGAAAUUAUUGGUAAUAGAAACAGAAAGCUAUUAUACCAUGGAGCUGAUUGACAGUUAGGAAUAGGGUUAAUAUUUAAAAGCACCAAUAGGGAAGAGAAUCGGUGGGCCAUUUGUUGAAGAAUAUGAUUUAACAUGUUGGGUCAUAGAACACAGAACAGUACAGCACCAGCUACAAGCCCUUCAACCCACUCAGCUGUGCCGAACAGAUAAAGCUAACGGUGCCUAAUUAAACUUCAUAUGUUAAUGCUAAAUUGUAAUUUUUUUUCAUUGCUAGCCCAUGGACUCUCUAGAAAACAAACUAUGUUUGAUUAUUUUAAAAACAGAAGAAAUCUCUAGAUGCUGGAAAUUCCAAGCUACGCGCACAAA
Mobula hypostoma (lesser devil ray) is the source of this 2791-nucleotide messenger RNA. It is a transcript of the gene gpr45, whose product is annotated as G protein-coupled receptor 45. The record is from RefSeq and is a predicted model, not a curated record. Gene Ontology annotation, molecular function: G protein-coupled receptor activity. Lineage: Eukaryota; Metazoa; Chordata; Chondrichthyes; Myliobatiformes; Myliobatidae. Gene Ontology annotation, cellular component: membrane. The transcript is spliced from 5 exons. Bases 933 to 2075 code for a protein of 380 amino acids. Gene Ontology annotation, biological process: G protein-coupled receptor signaling pathway.